CACCCAGCAUGAUGUGCUUCGACAGAGUAGAUGAGGAGAGUAGCAGAGGACUACAAAGCAGACAGCAGGAGAAAGGAAAGGAGAGCAGGAGAGAUGAACACGGAGGAGGUACAGCUAGCUCCGCCGCUCCGUGGAUUUAAUCCUGUUUUCCGGAAGGUGGAUAAUUACUCCUUUGGGACAUGUCAACAGAGGAAACUAUUUCCUCACUACCAUCCUCCAACCUGGCUAGGGAACAAGUAUCUCCCUCUUAAGGGAUUACCCCACACAGGUCCUGGGUGUUACUCAGGAACAGACUGGAAUGGCUUGGCAUAUAACCUAUCUCGAAUUCCGACAAGUACGAAAGGCUAUGCUAUUGGAGCCAGGACAGCUGUGAGGUUUAAGCCAGUCAGCAAGGAUGUGACACCAUACCCAGGAAUGUACCAGAAAGAUCAAACUUGGAAUGAAAAAUGCAAACAAAGCUUUGCUCCAUUUAAUAUCUUGGUGCCUCGAUUUAGUUAUGAAGCAAAGGACAUUUCUUAUCCUGGCCCUGGCACAUACAAUCCAGAGAAGAAGCCACCCCCAAAAGUUAUUUGGCCAAUGAAAUUUGGAUCUCCAGACUGGUCUCAGGUUCCACAUCUAGAGAAAAGAACACUAAAAGCUGAGCUGUCUACAGACAAGGACUUUAGAAAGCAUCGGAACCGCGUGGCCUACCUUAGCCUGUUUUACAAAUGAGAAGUAGGGCCUGUCUGUCUCCAUGUGUUCUUCUGACCACAGAAUCUCUGGAAUUGAGGACAGAACUGCUUCUGUCAACUACUUCUGCGUUCCUGGGUCCUCUUGUCUGCCAAUUUAGCGCCCAGGGAGGGACAAGGGUCUCACCCUAUACAAACAUAAAGAC
This is a messenger RNA of Psammomys obesus (fat sand rat), 874 nucleotides long. RefSeq names its product primary cilia formation (gene Cimap3). Lineage: Eukaryota; Metazoa; Chordata; Mammalia; Rodentia; Muridae. The transcript is spliced from 6 exons. Gene Ontology annotation, cellular component: ciliary basal body. The record is from RefSeq and is a predicted model, not a curated record. Gene Ontology annotation, molecular function: cytoskeletal protein binding. Gene Ontology annotation, biological process: regulation of cell projection organization. Bases 31 to 711 code for a protein of 226 amino acids.